AUGAAAGGACCGACUUGGAUGUCCUACAGUCCUUUUUUAGACUACAGAAGAAUGAAGUACCAGCCAACAACUGACUAUAAUCCAGUGGGAGACCACAAACGAUCUAUCCAGUUCUGGGACCAGUACAUCUUCAAUCCUCAGUUAGGGAUCUUGAAAACAAUUGAAGGCCCAGGAUUAGGAAGAAUGCUCAAUGAGCUGGAGAAACAGCUGUUAACCACUCCCAGGGUGGAGUCCGCCCUCAUUCAGCCCCAUCCUCGAGUUGUCACUGGAAGGUUCCAGGCCUCCUCGCAGGCCAAAUAUUACAUCUACAAGACUGAGUCCAUUGCUCUUCCUUCAAACAAUACCCAAGUUCAUGGUUCUUCUUACUUGCCCAAACCUCUACAAGUGAUUUACCCUCAACUCUGGCAAAGUGAUCUCGUAAAGACUCUUAUUGCUCGACUGCAGUUGCAGCUAUUUAUGUUUAGGGUUUCAUUGCCUAUAGUAGAUGGCCUCAAAACAGCUUUCCCUCACUCAGCGCUACUCAGCGAAGGUCCUCCCUUAACAGCAGGCACCUUGCGUGAAUACAAGCGUGUGGUUCUCAGCUCAGGAGGCGUAGGAAAAUCUGCUCUGACUGCACAGUUUGUUCAAGAAUUUUUGUUGAAGCAUGAUUCUACAAUAGAAGACUCUUACAGAAAGCAAGUUGAAGUAGAUGUACAACAAUGUAUGCUUGAAAUCUUGGAUACCGCAGGAGCAGAACAAUUUACAGCAAUGAGGAAUUUGUACAUGAAAAAUGGACAAGGCUUUGCAUUAGUGUAUUCCAUCACAGCACAGUCUACAUGUAAUGAUUUACAAGAUCAGAGAGAACAGAUUCUUCGAGUUAAAGACACUGAUGACGUUCCAGUGAUUCUGGUUGGUAACAAGUGUGACUUGGAAGAUGGAAGAAUUGUAGGAAAGGAACAAGGUCAAAAUCGAGCAAGACAAUGGAACAACUGUGCAUUCUUAGAGUCCUCUGCAAAAUCAAAAAUAAAUGUUAAUGAGAUCUUUUAUGACCUAGUGUGGCAAGUUAACAGAAAAACUCCAGUGCAUAGUAAGGCUGGCAAAAAGUCCUCCUGUCAGCUGCUUUAAUACACGAAAUGCAUUGUAGCUCUGAGCCAGGUCUGAAGAACUGUUGCCCAAUUCAACAGUGCCAGCAUUCCAACUUUAUUAAACCUACCAACAUCUUAAAUGGACUUUCCUGUUGUGGUACCCUUUA
Messenger RNA from Sorex fumeus (smoky shrew), 1231 nucleotides. RefSeq names its product ras-related protein Rap-1b-like. The record is from RefSeq and is a predicted model, not a curated record. Gene Ontology annotation, biological process: cellular response to cAMP; Rap protein signal transduction; negative regulation of synaptic vesicle exocytosis. NCBI's taxonomy places the organism in Eukaryota, Metazoa, Chordata, Mammalia, Eulipotyphla, Soricidae. Gene Ontology annotation, cellular component: plasma membrane. Gene Ontology annotation, molecular function: GTPase activity; GTP binding; GDP binding.